CUGCUUGGUCCCGGCAGCCAAUCAGUGUGUUCCUUGUUUUAAAUGCCCAGAACCUGAAGGUGAGGUUUCUCGGAUGCGAGCGCGAAUGCAGAGCUGUGUGUUUAACUGUAUUUAUUUAUUUAUUUAUUUUAAUUUGUAGAUGAUUUUGUUUUCUUAAUUGUAUCAUGGGGACCCAAGAAGAAAAAGACUGGGUUGAUGCUGCCAAUGAUCUUCUCAGAAAGUGCCAUAUUAACCUGAGGAUGCAGAAGGUAUCGGACUGCGGUGCCUCUGUCUUUGUGUCUCUUUACCAGGCGAUUUUAGGGGAAGGAGUUCCAGAUUACAUUGCUGUUCCCAGGAGCCAGGAAGACGACUCUCACAAUGUGCAGGCAGUGAUCGACUCCCUGGCGCUGGACUAUCUGCAGAUCAGCUUGUCUCACAUCACAGGAGAGAACAUUGUACGAGGAAACAAAGAAUCUAUCAAAAAUCUUCUGGACAUUUUCGACGGGCUGCUGGAAUACCUUACAGAACAGAUAAGCGAGACGUUUUCUCAGAGCGGAGAUGACCCAGACCCCAGGGAAAAGGAUCCUGUAGUUCCCAGAGCGCUGUGGGAGGAUCUUGAGGACCAACACAAAGAGGCUCUCCCUGCAGCCAAGCCAUCGUCAUCCAGAGGGUCCUCCCCGUCGUCUCUCCCGUCCUGGGAUGCUGAGGGCUUCGAGUCAACGACUGAACUGAUCCGGCUGGGGGACUCGGCACACAUGUUCAUCACCAAACAAGACAAGCCCACCGCCCCCCUGCCCAGCACGUCUGUCUCCCCGGACCCCCUGAACGCCAGUGCCACCCAGCUGGGGCACCCCAUUAGCCAGGCCACCCCCCUGCAGCCUCCCUACCAGCCCACGCAGCACAGACUCGACCUGUGGAGCACCCAGCCACCGGGCCCUGGUGAUGAGGAGCCAGCGCCCCCUCUGCAAACAAUCCCUGGCCCAUCAAGGACAGUAUCUGACAGCACUGCUGAGAAUGGGACCCAAUCAAGACUCUCUCCAGCGAGUGAGAAGUCCUCGUCCAGCAGCUCCAGAUCAGCUACUCAUAAGAAGCCUGGUCCUGCUGUGGAGCGGGAGAGAGCGAAGGAGAGCUUCGUCUCAGCCCCGAAGAGGGUGGCGUUCCGCACGCAGCCUGACGUCCGGCUGCUGAGCCUGCAGGGCGGGCUGGAGGAAUCGGGGGUCUGGAGCUCCAAGGAGGAGGGGGACCCCACCGAUCUGCUGAACCACUCCAGCCAGCGGGAUCACAGAGCCCCCAAGGAGAGGACUCUCAUCAAUGACAGCAGCCUGUAUGAUGGUGGCGUGACGGAGCCGCUGUCCCGGCAGAGAGUGAGGAACAAGCUGGCGGAGCAGGAGCUACAGGAGAUGUCAGCCAAGCUGUCCCGCAGGCUGGAGGAGCUCGACUUGAUGCUGAAGCAGGCUCUGGGAGAGACGGCUGGGGUGAGUGAGGCGAGGGGGGAGGAGGACAAACUGUCUCACCACAGCGACAGCUUCAUGGAGUGCCAUCGAACCAAGAGACAGUCAGGAACACCACACCCCAGGAAGCCCCCACGCACGCGCUCCCUGUCCCCCUCCCCUCCCCGUGCCAGGCGCGCUCUGCAGGGCCAGUUCGAGGACACUGUCCCCCGGGACCAGAUGCAGCACAUCUGCAGAGAGGUGCAGAGAGAGCGGGAUCUGCAGAGGAGGAAAGCAGGGAUUGUGGGCAGAGCCUACGAAGACGUUUUGAAAAGCUAUAAAGGAAAAGAACGGAUUCAAAUUUCAAAGGAGAAGGCAAAGGCCAAGGAAACGGAACAACAGUACAAAGAAAACCUCUACAAGGAUGCCCCCCGCACGCCCAAGAGGUCCCGCAUCCCCCCUGCCAAGCCCACCCCUCACACACCCAGAGCCAGCCAAGGAACAUCAGCCAGAGGGAUCGUCCGACCGAGCAAGGCACCGCCCAUGAAGAUUAAAGACAACGACCUGCUCCCCUUGCUGCUGGAGGAGUUCCCCUGCCUCCACGUCUCGCCCCACGCCCUCAACAAGAUGUGGAAGCAGCAGUUCAGGCAGAUCGAGCAGCUGACCGGGUCAGUGUCUGAGCAGGAGCAGGAGCGAUCCAGAGCCAAGCUCAACACGGAGGUGGAAGAGGCCCAGAGGAAGUACGAGCUGCUGGUGGAGAUCAUCCGCAAGGAGCAGGAGCACAACCAGAGACUGAAAGACUUCAAAGACCUCAUUCGACAGCAGAAGUCUGCCCAGAGCAGGAUGAGGGAGCAGAGACAGCAGGUCGCUCGGGCGAAGAAAUAUUACAACGACUACCACGUGCAGCUGCGCGCCAGGAUGCUGCGCUCCAGGACCAGGGAGGAGAGGAUAUUGCAGAACCUGUUUGAGGAAGGCCUGGAAAUCCAGCAGAAGAGAGUGCGAGAACUUCGCUCCUACGCCAAGGACCAGCGCGAGGAGCACAGGAAAAAACACAAAGAAGAGCUGGAGUCCAUGGAGAACUAUUACAAGGACCAGUUUUCUAUGUUGGCUGAAACGCUUGCUCAAGAACAACAGGAAAUACAAGUUAGGAAGAAAGCACAGGAAAAGGCGCUCCAGAAGAUGAAGAAGGAGCUCCAUGGGAAGAUGGAGCGUGAGAUCGGGGAGCUGCAGGAGAUGAUCGUGCAGAACGAUGACGACGUGUACUUCCGCGAGCUGGAGGCGGAGCAGCUGAGCCGUCGUGUGCACAUGGCUUCCUUCCAGUACAGCGCGAGCCCCCUGCUGUGAGACCAUCACCCACGCUGGCUUCCUUCCAGUACAGCGCGAGCCCCCUGCUGUGAGACCAUCACCCACGCUGGCUUCCUUCCAGUACAGCGCGAGCCCCCUGCUGUGAGACCAUCACCCACGCUGGCUUCCUUCCAGUACAGCGCGAGCCCCCUGCUGUGAGACCAUCACCCACGCUGGCUUCCUUCCAGUACAGCGCGAGCCCCCUGCUGUGAGACCAUCACCCACGCUGGCUUCCUUCCAGUACAGCGCGAGCCCCCUGCUGUGAGACCAUCACCCACGCUGGCUUCCUUCCAGUACAGCGCGAGCCCCGUGCUGUGAGACCAUCACCCACGCUGGCUUCCUUCCAGUACAGCACGAGCCAGCCAGACACUCACUGUCAACACCCAGGACCUUUAAUAAUUGAUCUGAAUACUACAUCUACUCCAGGACACUAGUAAUGAAGAGAAUACGAUUGAGGACUUUGCAUUUGAAUAUGUGCGAGUCAUUUUAAGGUUGUAUAAAUCUCUUUUGAUUUUGUAUAUUGAGUUAAGAACUUUACUUUCUAAUGUUUUAACAAUGUAACAAAAUGACUGUACAGGACAGAAAAAUCAGGUUUUAAAUUAUUUUAAUUCUUUUAUUAAACUUUGUAUCUGAAAAGGA
Acipenser ruthenus (sterlet) is the source of this 3392-nucleotide messenger RNA. Its product is annotated as centrosomal protein of 95 kDa-like. The record is from RefSeq and is a predicted model, not a curated record. The transcript is spliced from 21 exons. Bases 165 to 2753 code for a protein of 862 amino acids. NCBI's taxonomy places the organism in Eukaryota, Metazoa, Chordata, Actinopteri, Acipenseriformes, Acipenseridae. Gene Ontology annotation, cellular component: spindle pole; centrosome.